AUGCUCAACAGACAGAUCGCUACAUCGCUAGCGUCAGUACUUCUCUUCGAAGACGAGGUGCGGCGGAGUAAAGAGGUCGCAGCGAUGGCCACCCUACAAAGAGAGCAAAUGUCUUGGCAGCUUCAGCUUCAGACCGGACGGAUGCGUCGGAUGACUGAGCUAUCCCCCAGGGGCAUGUUCCUAUUCGAUCCAGAUGGACUUCUGUUAGAGGCGAACGACAAGUACUACGAGAUGACAGGUGUAUCAUCCACAGGCGAUAAACUGCGCUGGUCCAUCGACAUGAUGGUAGGCGACAGUCAAGAGGCCGCAAAAGAAUUGUGGGAAUCAAGCCGUGAGUUACAGUUUGCAAACUCUGAAUGCCAACCCCGAGAUAUUGACGGCGCACAAAUCGAGUAUUGGGUCUUGGCAGCUAGUCAGCCUGAGAUAAGCCCUGAUGGAAAGCUUAUCAGUAUUAUGGGCUCGAUCACAGAUAUAUCGCAUCUGAAGUGGGCGCAGGGAUUGCAAGAACGAAGACUAUACGAAGCGGAACAAGCGAAGCGUCAGCAGAAUGAAUUUAUCGAUAUCACGUCACACGAGAUGAGAAACCCACUUUCCGCAAUUCUUAUCUGCGCUGAUGACAUCCGCGAAACUCUAGCACAACACAAGUUCUCGUGCAGUAGCGAUCGGAAGAUGGCAAAAGACUUUAUCGAAGCUGCGGACAACAUUGCUCUUUGUAUUCAGCAUCAGAAGUCAAUCGUCGACGACAUUCUCACUGUCUCGAAACUGGACUCAAACCUUCUCCGCAUUACCCCAAUACCCGCGCAGCCAAUCAUUGUUGUACAGAGAUCUAUGGCGAUGUUUCGUCCUGAAGCUCAGGCCAAGAGCAUCGAUUUUAGAUUUGUUCCACAUCCCAGUAUUCGAGACCUCGAUAUUGACUGGGUGAUUCUUGACCCCAGUCGACUCCUUCAAAUCAUCGUCAAUCUUAUAACCAAUGCUAUCAAGUUCACCAUGGACUCCCAGAUUCGCUCAAUCACGGUCCACGUAUGUGCUCACGCGGAGUCGCCCGACUUUGACAUACCAGAAGGAUUUCAGUUUGUCCCACCGAGGCAUAUCGUAACUGAGUUUGGAAACGGUGAGGGUUGGGGCUCAGGCUCGUUUGUCUACAUUCGCUUCCAGGUCCAAGACACAGGUUGCGGGCUUUCUCCUCAGCAGAUAUCACUGUUGUUCGAGAAGUUUGCCCGAGCUGUAGGUAAGCCCAAUGCAGGAACUGCAUAUGAGCCAUGUACUAACGUUAUAUUCAACAUCCAGUCUCCACGAAUGCACAUUCAACACGGCGGCAGUGGCCUCGGGCUCUUCAUUUCGCGCCAGCUUGCUGAACUUCACGGCGGCCAAAUCGGCGUCUCGUCUAAAGCCGGUGUCGGCAGUACCUUCGGAUUCUACUUGAAGUGCAAACGUAUGAUAGCUCAGAAACCUACUCCGUCGCGUGAUUCAGUCAAACAUGCCCUCGAAGCCGAACAUGCGGUAUCUUCACGCAAGAUAAUUGCCGCAACCGCGUCCCAGAUUUCUGCCGCGACUACAGCAGGGAACGAUGAUAAGCCUGUCGAUGUGUACAUGCCACUGUCCACCAAUGAUAAGAAAGAUGAAGCCAAAGAUGAUCGCCUGCACGUUCUUGUCGUCGAAGAUAAUCUGGUGAACCAGAAAGUGCUAGUGAAACAACUCACAAAAGCAGGCUGUAUCACCAGUACCACCGACAACGGCGUCUGGGCACUAAAGCAUCUCAUCAAGACAAGAUUCUGCGUCACCGAUGGGAUACCACUCAACAUUAUUCUCAUGGACUGUGAGAUGCCGGAGAUGGACGGUCUGACAUGUUGCAGGAAGAUACGAGAGAUGGAGCAACGGAAAGAGGUGACGAAGCAUGUUCCUAUUAUCGCGGUCACUGCAAAUAUUAGAGGAGGACAGAUGGAAGACGCAAAAGACGCUGGUAUGGAUGAUGUUGUUGGGAAGCCGUUCAGAAUACCGGAUUUGUUGGCCAAGAUGCGGGAGCUGUUGAGGAAGCUUGAGGGGUGA
This is a messenger RNA of Alternaria atra, 2046 nucleotides long. RefSeq lists its product as uncharacterized. NCBI's taxonomy places the organism in Eukaryota, Fungi, Ascomycota, Dothideomycetes, Pleosporales, Pleosporaceae. Gene Ontology annotation, biological process: phosphorylation; phosphorelay signal transduction system. The coding region runs from base 1 to 2046 and encodes 681 amino acids. The transcript is spliced from 5 exons. Gene Ontology annotation, molecular function: phosphorelay sensor kinase activity. The record is from RefSeq and is a predicted model, not a curated record.